GGCAAACUGGUCUUCAUACACACACCCUGGAGUUUGGAUGUAAAGACAAAGAUGGUGACGGUUGCAGCUGGGGUAGGAGUUCUGCUCCUGGUUUUCAUUCUCUCCGUGUUGUUCCACACAACCUUAAAAAUGUACCAGAAGCGAGGCCAGCUACCUCCAGGACCCACACCCUGGUUCUUUCUGGGGAACAUUCUGCAGAAAGAUGUCCUGCCUCUUGGCCACAGCUAUGAAAAGCUCGUUAAGAAGUAUGGCCCCAUAUUCACUGUCUGGAUGGGACCAAAUCCCAUGGUUGUGCUCUGUGGAUACGAGGUGGUCAAAGAUGCUUUGGUGGAUCAUUCGGAGGAGUUUGGUGGGCGACCUGAUCUUCCCACCAAUGACCGAAUAACCAAGGGUCUGGGAAUCAUCAGCAGAGAUGAUAAUAAAUGGAGGGAACUGCGCAGGUUCACGCUCUCCACCCUGCGGGAUUUUGGGAUGGGAAAGAAAACAAUGUCCGAAAAGGUGCAAGAAGAGGCUCGCUUCCUGAUGGAGCAGUUUGCAGCCACAAAAGGGCAAGCAUUUAAUCCAACAAAAAAUAUGGCCAGCUCUGUUGCAAAUGUGAUCUGCUCUGUCAUUCUCGGGACUCGGUUUGACGACAAAGAUCCGACCUUCGUGCACUUCGUACACACCAUGGACAACUUCGUGCGCUUCUUUGAGUCUUUUGGGGCAACGGUAUAUGCCACCCUCCCAAAUAUAAUGUUUUACCUGCCUGGACCUCACAAAAAGGUAAUGGCUGACUGUGAGAAGCUUUGUGACUUCAUCCAUAAGGUAGUGGAGUCCCACAAGAAGACGCUGGACCCUCAGAAUCCCCGUGACUAUAUAGACUGCUUCCUUCUCAGAUCAGUUAAGGAACAAACCUCCAAUGUGGACAUGUUCACUGCUGAAGACCUGGUCAUGUCUGUGUUCAACCUUGCUACUGCUGGGACUGUGUCCACAAGCCAGGUCUUACUCUACAGCCUCCUGAUGAUGACCAGGUUCCCACAGGUUCAAGCAAAAGUCCAGCAGGAGAUUGAUGAUGUGGUGACUGGCAACCGUUAUCCUGGCAUGGAAGACCGGGUGAAGAUGCCCUACACCAAUGCAGUUAUCCAUGAGAUCCUUCGUUACCAGACAGGGAGUUCUGAAAACUUCCCACGUGCAAUGACUCGGCGUACAGAAUUCAGGGGCUAUACAUUACCACAGUUCACCGCUGUUUCCCCACUACUUUUAUCUGUUCUCUCUGACCCACUCUACUGGGAGACUCCUGACAAGUUUAAUCCAGGCCAUUUCCUGAAUGAGAAGGGCGAGUUCAGAAAGAGAGAUGCCUAUCUUCCUUUUUCAGCAGGGAAGCGGGCCUGCCCUGGGGAGGCCCUGGCUCGAAUGGAGCUCUUCCUAUUCUUCAGCACUCUGCUCCAGAACUUCACCUUCCAAGAGGCUGGAGUUUCUGAUGAGAGGCAUGUACAUUCUGUCUGGAAAGAGUUCAGGAAGACAGGGGUAUAUCCUUCAAUAAAAGCCAUUAAGCGUGAAAUCUGAUCUUGGGAUAACAAUUAAACACUGUGGAGAAUGUUGAGGGUAGUCAAAGCCACAAGAACAGAGAUCUUGCAGAUUCCUUCCUUCCCCAGCUCCUCAUCUUCAUCAAUUUGUCAAUGGCACUUCAACAAUCACCCAAACGUACCACGUGGUUAAGCACUGAAAUUGAAUUAAUGAUUUGAAAUUCCACAAAUGGCUUCACAAAACGUCACUCCUUUGGACCCCUUGCCCAUUUGUCUGUGUGAUAUUAAAAAUAUAGCAUUAUACGUGAUUUAAAUAAAGAUGAUUGCAU
Molecule: messenger RNA, 1834 nt
Organism: Rhineura floridana
Lineage: Eukaryota; Metazoa; Chordata; Lepidosauria; Squamata; Rhineuridae
Product: cytochrome P450 2B4-like
Exons: 9
Coding region: 52-1545 (497 amino acids)
Biological process (GO): xenobiotic metabolic process
Cellular component (GO): cytoplasm; intracellular membrane-bounded organelle
Molecular function (GO): iron ion binding; heme binding; oxidoreductase activity, acting on paired donors, with incorporation or reduction of molecular oxygen, reduced flavin or flavoprotein as one donor, and incorporation of one atom of oxygen
Source: RefSeq, a predicted model, not a curated record